ACCAGAAAAGUCACAGAAAGAAUGCUUUAUCUCUAGUUUAAGAAAACCUUUUAACCAAAUAUUUAAAGUCACGGCUUCAUCAGAAAACUAUGCAGAACGGGCUUCAUAUUUUCCAUUGAAGUUAGAAAAGAAGAGGAAGAAGAAGAAGAAGAAGAAGAAAGAAUUAAGCUCCAAGAUAUAGAAUAGAGUUUGCAUCAACAUGGCAGUUCAAGGGGUUCAAUUGCAUGUUGAAGAUCAUCGUGUGAUGAUGGACAAUGGAUUACUCCAAGUCACAUUGUCGAACCCAGAUGGAAUUGUUACAGGAAUACGAUAUAAUGACAUUGACAAUUUGCUUGAAAUUCUCAACGACGAAUCAAAUAGAGGGUAUUGGGAUCUGGUUUGGAGCACACCAGGAAGUUCAGGAACAAGUGGAAUAUUUGAUGUGAUAAGAGGAAGCAGUUUUAGGAUAAUAGUGGAAAACGAGGAACAAGUGGAGUUGUCGUUCACAAGGACAUGGGAUCCCACACAAGAAGGAAAGGCUGUGCCAUUGAGUAUAGAUAAAAGGUUCAUAAUGCUUCGCGGUUGUUCAGGUUUUUACACAUAUGCCAUUUAUGAGCACCAGAAGGAAUGGCCCGCUUUCAACCUUGAUGAGACCAGAAUUGCAUUCAAACUCAGAAAAGACAAGUUUCAAUAUAUGGCGGUGGCUGAUAAUAGGCAAAGAUUUAUGCCCCUUCCCGAUGAUCGACUACCCCCAAGAGGUCAAGCCCUGGCCUAUCCAGAAGCAGUCCUGUUUGUAAAUCCAGUUGAACCGGAGCUCAAAGGGGAGGUUGAUGAUAAGUACCAAUACUCAUGUAAUAACGAAGAUAUUGGGGUCCACGGAUGGAUAUCGACGGACCCACCCGUGGGGUUUUGGCACAUUACACCCAGCAAUGAGUUUCGAUCUGGUGGUCCUCUUAAACAAAACCUCACUUCCCAUGUUGGCCCCACCAUCCUUACGGUAUUUCUCAGCGCUCAUUAUGCGGGAGAGGAUUUGGUGCCCAAAUUUGGAGCUGGAGAACAAUGGAAGAAAGUUUUUGGACCUGUUUUUAUAUAUCUCAAUUCUCCAUUUGAUGGAAAUGAGUCUGACCCCAUAGCUGAACUAUGGGAGAGUGCUAAAACACAGAUGACCAUUGAAGUACAAAGUUGGCCCUACAGUUUUCCAGAUUCAGAGUAUUUUCCUAAGUCAGAUAAUCGUGGGAAUGUUAGUGGAAGACUACUUGUACGAGAUAGAUAUAUUAGCAAUGAGGACAUGUCGGCAAAUAGUGCAUACAUUGGGUUGGCCCCACAAGGAGAAGUUGGUUCGUGGCAAAGAGAGUGCAAGGAUUACCAAUUUUGGAGCAAAACAGAUGAAAAUGGCUAUUUCUCCAUCAACGAUGUUCGUAUUGGCGACUAUAAUCUUUAUGCAUGGGUCCCUGGUUUUAUUGGAGAUUAUCGUCACGAUGAAAUUGUUACCAUAACCUCAGGGAGUGACAUAGAUAUGGGUGAUCUUGUAUAUGAGCCUCCAAGAAAUGGGCCAACAUUGUGGGAAAUAGGCAUCCCUGACCGAUCUGCUGCGGAAUUUUAUGUUCCUGAUCCCAAUCCAAAAUAUAUUAACAAACUUUAUCUCAAUCACCCUGAUAAGUUUAGGCAGUACGGACUUUGGGAAAGAUAUGCAGAAUUAUAUCCUGAUAAGGACCUGGUUUACACAGUUGGUGUUAGCGACUACACUAAAGAUUGGUUUUUUGCUCAGGUUACCAGAAAGAAAGAUAAUAAUACAUAUCAAGGAACAACAUGGCUUAUCAACUUCAAGCUUGACAAUGUGGAUAAAAGUGGUAUCUAUAAGCUGAGACUAGCACUGGCAUCUGCUGCUUUCUCUGAAUUGCAGGUUCGAGUAAAUGAUCCAAAAGCAAAUCCUCCUCUAUUCAGCAGUGGAUUGAUAGGGAGAGACAAUUCAAUUGCAAGACACGGCAUUCAUGGACUUUACUGGCUAUACAAUGUUAAUAUUUCCGGAGCUCGGCUUGUAGAAGGAGAUAAUACAAUCUUUUUGACACAACCAAGAAGCAGCAGCCCUUUUCAAGGAAUUAUGUAUGAUUAUUUACGUUUAGAAGGUGCACCCUCUUGAAGUGCUUAAAAACAUAUUAAGAUUUCAAUUUCAGUAAAAUAUCAAGUAUACG
This is a messenger RNA of Ziziphus jujuba (common jujube), 2171 nucleotides long. Its product is annotated as rhamnogalacturonate lyase B. Lineage: Eukaryota; Viridiplantae; Streptophyta; Magnoliopsida; Rosales; Rhamnaceae. The record is from RefSeq and is a predicted model, not a curated record. The transcript is spliced from 14 exons. Gene Ontology annotation, molecular function: catalytic activity; carbohydrate binding. Gene Ontology annotation, biological process: carbohydrate metabolic process. Bases 200 to 2119 code for a protein of 639 amino acids.